Messenger RNA from Protobothrops mucrosquamatus (brown spotted pit viper), 1105 nucleotides. It is a transcript of the gene STARD3NL, whose product is annotated as STARD3 N-terminal like. The transcript has 9 exons. Lineage: Eukaryota; Metazoa; Chordata; Lepidosauria; Squamata; Viperidae. Bases 245 to 937 code for a protein of 230 amino acids. The record is from RefSeq and is a predicted model, not a curated record.
GUCGUUCCGCUACCCGGCCAGCUCCUCCCUCGAGGCCUCCAGGCGGUGUGUUAUCGUCGCCCAACGGGCGUGAUCUUCGUUACUGCUGGGGGGCACGGUAAGGAGCCGCUUGAGGCGGGGCCACCUCGGGAAGCUUGGUCCGCCCUCGGGAAAAGCGGAGUGGUUCGUCCCGAGAAAUCUUCAGAAUGGAUUAAUCUGGUAGUAAUGUUGAAGCUGAAACAAAGCUGCUGUAACCAAAGACAGGAUGAGUUGGAUAUCAGGCGAUCAAGGCAGCAGUCUGGGUUCUCAUCCUUCUUUAAGGGAUGUUCAUUCCAUCAACCCAACACAGCUAAUGCCAAGAAUUGAGUCCUAUGAAACCAGGGGGAAAAAAGGCAUUUCUGAUGUUCGAAGGACUUUCUGUUUAUUUGUCACAUUUGACUUAUUGUUUAUAACCUUGUUGUGGAUAAUAGAAUUAAACGUAAAUGGUGGCAUUGAAAAAACACUAGAAAAAGAAGUUCUGCAUUACGACUACCAUUUUUCAUAUUUUGAUAUCUUUCUCCUGGCAGUUUUUCGAUUCAAGAUUUUGAUACUUGCAUAUGCGCUGUGCAGACUACGGCACUGGUGGGCAAUAGCAUUUACAACUGCUGUAACCAGUGCCUUGUUAUUAAUAAAAGUAAUUAUUUCAAAGCUGUUAUUUCAGGGUGCUUUUGGCUAUGUGUUACCUAUCAUAUCUUUCCUUCUUGCCUGGAUAGAAACAUGGUUCUUGGAUUUCAAAGUUUUACCACAAGAAGCAGAAGAAGAAACCAGAUUAUUGCUAGUACAGGAUGCCUCUGAACGAGCUGCCCUUAUUCAUCCUGGGCUCCUUUCCGAUGGGCAAUUUUAUUCUCCUCCUGAAUCUGAAGCAGGAUCUGAUGAAGAAUCUGAAGAAAAGCAAGACAGUGAAAAACCAGUUGUAUAACAAAUAUAGCAAUUGGAGAGUGAAAAUUUGACUGUGGAGUAGCUUGAAGAUUCCCACUCAUGGAACUAUUUUUUUUAAUUUAAUUUAAUUUUAUUUAUUUAUUUUCACUAUAUACCAUACACCAAAAACUACAUAAACAUAAAUCUUUUCUUCUAACAGAACAGUGCU